AUGAUGGCCCGUCGAAGCCCAGCAGCCGUGCUCGUUGUCUUGAGCAGCUUGGCGGCCUACUGCAGCCUCGCGGGAUAUGGCUCACAGAGUUUCGCAGGGCUCCAGUCCAAUCGUAGCCCGCGUGAUGAGAGCGCCAUCGCAAUGGGCGACAAGGUCACGCGAGCAAAAGGCAAAGAGCGACGUGGCAAGUGGCAGAGGCAGAAUGUCGACACUGUAGAGAUCGAGGGCAAAGAGAUGCCGGAGGUGUUCCAGACCUUCCUGUCGCCCGAGGAAGCAGACACGCCGUUCGACAUUAGGCAAGCCACCUCGGAGACUGUCUCGGUGAAGUUCGACAAGAGGCCCUACGGCAUUGUGCGAUGGCAGCCCGGAAAGGACUUCAAGGGUGCUAUGGUGAAGGAUGUUGCGCAUGGCGUUUACGUCGGAGAUCCUCUGGGACAAGCCAGAGCCAAAGGCAUCAAGCCGGGUAUGGUCGUGAAGAGCAUCGCGGGCCAGGACGUCAUGAACGAGGAGUUCGACGUCAUCAUGAAGAAGCUGGGGGAUGAAGCCCUUGGCUACAACAUCUUCGGUGUGAAGUUUCCCCUGGAAGUAGCUCUCGAGCGAUACUAUCUGCCGAAGUUGGUGGAGAAUGGUGCGGCUCACCCAGUCAUCGACAGAGUGAUCCAAGCUGCGCAAGUUCCACGAGAUCGUCGGUCACACCGCUCAAAGCACCGGCCAGGUGGCAUCAGUCACACAUCUUCGUUGCCCUCAAUCCCCAGGGUGCCUUCGGCAGCUGUCCACGUGUCGAUGUCAGCCUCGCGCUCUGCAUCCUCGCGUCAGAUGGUCGGGCACAGGCAAAGCGUAAACCCGCCGAUCGGCAGCGGCCGAGGCGCCGCGUGUCAGGAGCCAUACAUCGCCGGCCCUCGGGUCCAAUGGGGUCCGGUGGCGCAGCUCUUCGCAAGAGCCGCUCAACCUGUCCGGUAA
This is a messenger RNA of Symbiodinium sp. CCMP2456, 960 nucleotides long. The record is from the annotation of a GenBank genome assembly. NCBI's taxonomy places the organism in Eukaryota, Dinophyceae, Suessiales, Symbiodiniaceae.